Molecule: messenger RNA, 2037 nt
Organism: Coffea eugenioides
Lineage: Eukaryota; Viridiplantae; Streptophyta; Magnoliopsida; Gentianales; Rubiaceae
Product: putative late blight resistance protein homolog R1B-12
Exons: 1
Coding region: 1-2037 (678 amino acids)
Biological process (GO): defense response to other organism
Molecular function (GO): ADP binding
Source: RefSeq, a predicted model, not a curated record
AUGCGAGGAACCGCAGAUAUUCCUGCUUUGCUAUUGGCUCACUUUGAAGUGGUGGCUUUGACCGCAGCACGCCUCUCUUACAUGUGUUCAUUUUGGGAUGAUGAUGAGGAAAAUCAAAAUCCUGGGUUCUACUCCAGAAGUACUUGCAGCUUCAAACUCCUCAGCAUCAGAGCGGUUGAUUUUCAUGUCUACGAGAUUUACAAGGAAGUACUUGCAGCUUCAAACUCCUCAGCAUCAUUACAUACACCAAGGAUGCAGGAUAAGCAGAUACUGAGCAACUUCAAUGACUCUCUGAUAAGUUGUCUCUGGGAGCUGUUAUGCUAUAGUUCAAGCUUAAUGGAUUCUAUGAAAGAUGAAAUGCACACACUCUAUGCACGACUGAGGUUCUUGAGAAGCAUUUUAAGGGAGCAGCAGGAGAAGAUGGAUGAACAAAACGAAAAAAUUGGUGCUCUUCUUAGUGAGGCAAGCAUUAUAAUUUGCUCGCCUUCUCUAAACAGAGUGAAGGAAGGAGAAGUUAGCUUCUCAGAAUCCACAGAGGCCCCUGACUGUUAUGAUAUGCUGGCUAAUACCAACAUCCAUAUCAAGCAUUUUAAGGAUCAGAUCAGUGGCUCAAGUACCAUACAGAGUCUUCCUAAUUCCUUUCAUAGCUUAAGAGCACCAGAAGUUAGCCAGACUUCCAGCCGCAUGCUAUCAAAAGGUAAAAUGCCAAUAGACCAUGAAGUCAUGGUUGGUCUUGAUGAUGAGGGAGAACAAGGAAUUGAACCACUUAUCAAGGAGUUUAAGGAUCGGCUCAGUGUCUCAAGUACUAUACAGAGUCUUCCUAAUUCCUCUCAUAGCUUAAGAGCACCAGAAGUUAGCCAGACUUCCAGCCGCAUGCUAUCAAAAGGUAAAACGCCAAUAGCUCGUGAAGUCAUGGUUGGUCUUGAUGAUGAGGCAGCAAAAGUAAUUGAACGACUUGUAUGGGGAUCAGAACAGGUGGAAAUUGUUCCCAUUGUGGGAAUGGCUGGGCUUGGUAAGACGACUUUAGCCAAAAAAGUUUACAAUAAUAGUUCAGUAACCUGUCACUUCCACAUUCGUCUUUGGUGCACUGUUUCUCAAGAAUUUAACAUGAAAAAUGUUUUACUUCAAAUUUUGUGCUCUGAUGGCAAACAUUCUAGGAAGGAUGAGCUUCAAAAUCUGGAUGAACAUGCGUUGCUUAAAAAGUUCUAUCAAAGGGUAUUGAAGAAUCGGUAUCUUGUUGUUUUUGAUGAUGUCUGGGACAUUGAGGUAUGGAAUGAGCUGAGAACUGCAUUCCCCAAUGACAAGAAUGGAAGUAGAAUCAUCUUUACGAGUCGAUUUUCUAAUGUUCAAUAUGGUGGAGAACCUCACUAUCUUCACCCACUCAGUGAGAAACAAAGUUUCGAAUUGCUGCAGAAGAAGGUGUUUGGAGAAGAUGAAGAAUGUCCUCAAGCAUUGCAUGGAUUGGGAAUGGAGAUUGCUGAAAAGUGCUGGGGAUUGCCACUUGCACUUGUUGUUGUAGCUGGAGUCCUAGCAACUAUAGAUCAUGAUAUUUUGGUUUGGAAAAAAUUUGCUGAAAGUUUAACUUCAACCAUGGUGUCUGGUACAGACCAGUGGAAGAAGUCCUUGGAGCUCAGUUAUGAGCAUCUACCAGAUCACUUGAAGGAUUGCUUGCUGUAUUUUGCUGCAUUUCGAGAAGAUGAAAAAAUUGGUGCCAAGAGUUUGAUGCGUCUAUGGAUUGCAGAAGGGUUUGUGGAAAUAAUUGAAGGAAAGAGAUCAGAGGAUACUGCAGAAGAAUAUUUGAUGGACCUAAUUGGCCGAAACCUAGUCAUGGUAGGUAAGAACAGAUCCAUUGGUGGAGUCAAAACUUGUUACAUUCACGAUUUGAUAUUUGAGUUCUGUAAGGGCGAGGCGAAAGAAAAGAAAUUUCUUCAGGUCCUGCGAGGUUAUGAUGAGCUUUCUACCUUUAAUGAGCCUCCCAACCUACCUCGGUUGUCCAUUUGCUCCAGUGGAGAAGAUUUUAGCCAGUGGAUAUCAUAA